AGCUUGACUUCCAUCGAUUGUAGAUUAGUAUUCGCAAGAGAACUAUCAUGGGGAAGUGUUCUGUACAAGCGAUGUUUUGCAUAGUAGCAUUGACGCUGCUUGCUCUCAGUGGAGCUGAGGCAUCCGAUGGAGUCGGUAAUGGCAGAAAAUUUGACGUGCCAGCAAUAUUUAGUUUUGGAGACUCCACUGCAGACGCUGGCACCAACACCUUCCUUGCGAACCCUGCAUUUCUAGCCAACUUCACCCCCUACGGCCAGACUUACUUCCAUAGACCCACCGGCCGCUUUACCGAUGGAAGACUGUGGAUUGAUUUCUUGGCACAAGAAUUCGGCCUCCCUGUCAUGCGUGCUUAUUUGGACCCGAGCUUUAAGGACUACACCAAGGGAGUGGACUUUGCUUCUUCCGGCAGCGGCAACUUCGAGACGACCAAAACCAUGCUAGCGGCGAUUUUCGGAGGUAGAACUGUUGUCAACACCGAUGAGCAGAUUCGUCACUUUCGCCAAGUGAAGGCAUCACUCAUCCGUACUCUGGGAAAGACAGCGGCGGCGCGCUUGUUGGCCCGCUCGAUCUACGUUUUCAGCACAGGAAGCAACGAUAUUUCUUGGGGUUACCUUCUGAACGCGACGAUGCAGCAAAUUUACACUCCCGACCAAUUCACAACAAGAAUCAUAAAUUCUCUCUACGAUUCAGUCCAGGAAUUGUAUGCAGAGGGUGCGAAGAAGAUCGUCAUCAACGGACUCGGCCCAAUCGGAUGCCUUCCGGCAAAUGUUCAGGGAAACAAUGGGUCCUGUCUCGAACCCGGAAACGACAUGACCAAGAUGUUCAACUCCAAGCUCCCCGCGCUUCAACAGCGCCUCACUCUGAAAUGCCCCGGUUCGUUUAUCAUCUUCACCGACAAGUACGACUUCGUCGAGAAUAUUAUCAAGAAUGGAUCAGAAUACGGUUUCACAAAGGGGUCUACGGCUUGCUGCGGAACGGGAGCUUUCAACGGCGACUUAGGAGCAUGCGGAGCAGUCGAUGCCAAUGGCACUGCGCUCUACAAUCUGUGCCCGAAAGAGAAGCUUGGAGAGUACGUGUUCUGGGAUUACGCUCACCCCACAGAGAAACUGUACCACCUGGUGAGCGGAAUAUAUAUGAACGGCGGGACAAAAUACAUGAAGCCUUUCAACAUUAGCCAACUGGCUCAUUGUUAGGAAGCUAGACUAAACGAUCCUCGUACGCUGAAUCAUGAAAUUGUAGUCCUGAUCUUUGGAGCUAAAUAUCAGAACGGUAUUAGACGGUCAUUCUUUCCAACUUGAUAACGACAAGCUGGAAACUUUAGGCGUUAAUGAAUUUCGUCAUUGUAGCGAACGAUAGAUUGACAGCAGACAAAUGUGGGCACUAUCUGCUUUCACCGUAUAUCACAGUUCAGUUCUUUUAGGUUGAGGCUUAAUUGACCACACAUUUAGCUAGCUAGAGCUAGUUCUAAUAAUUUGAGUUCGUAAU
Marchantia polymorpha subsp. ruderalis is the source of this 1485-nucleotide messenger RNA. Lineage: Eukaryota; Viridiplantae; Streptophyta; Marchantiopsida; Marchantiales; Marchantiaceae. The record is from the annotation of a GenBank genome assembly.